UAGUCGUCGGAGUUGCAGAGGUCUGAACCAUCAACUUCUCAUUAACACAAAGCUCUAUAUACACACACACGUAUAUAUGCCCUAGUCAUCAACAACUCUCUCUCUCUCUCUCUCGCUCUGCACAUUGACGUAGCAAAAAUGGCGCACGGUGGCUACGGAAAGCGCAGGGUCGCCGGUCGCAAACCGGUGAGCAGUAAUCGGCGCUCCAAAUCACUAGAUAUCGAUAAGAAAGCGAAACCUAAGCCUAAGGCUAAGCCCAAGUCUGUCUCUCUCAAGAAUCAGAUUCGAUCUCUCGAACGUAUGCUCCGAAAGGAUCUUCCACCUGAAGUUAGAGAGGCUCAAGAAAAGAAAUUAGAAGGGAUCAAGAACCAACAGGAGAUUCACAAUCGGCUUGCUGUGGAACGUAAAGUAUUCUUGCGUGACAGAAAGAUAAAAUUUUUUGAGAGAAGAAAGAUUGAACGAAGAAUUAGACGGUUGGAGAAAAUGCAACGGGCUUCGUCUGGUCAGUCCCAAGAGGCAGAGAUUGCUGAGCAGCUUUCUAAAUUGAAAGAAGAUCUUGAAUAUGUUAGGUUCUUUCCCAAGACAGAGAAAUAUGUAUCUUUGUUCAUGGGAGGUGAUGACACAGACAUAGUUGAUAGAAGAAAUAGAUUACGCAAGCAGAUAAAAGCAAACAUAAUUGCUGCUGCAGCAAGUGGGAAGGAUCUGGAAGAGACAGGAAGUGAGGAUGAUGGGCUUUUGGAUCUGAGCGAGGAUGAUUUCUUCUUAACUGGAAGCUCUAGUGAUGAAGCUGAUGCAGAUGAUGAAUGGACAGAUAAAAGUGCCAGGGAGCAAGCUUCCAGUGCUUCUGGUAAAGCAGCAUCUGGCAUGUCCAGUGAUGAAAGGAAUCAGAGGCAGAUCUCUGCGCGAGCUCUAAUGCCUCCUCCUCGACCUUCAACAAAUUCGUUUUCAAAUUUGGCUCAUGCUAAAUCAAGGUUUGGAGGCUCAUCUAGCAAGAAACAAUCCUUACGGAGGGAUGCAGUGUGCACAUCCAGCAACACCUCAAAUAGCACGAGUGAAUCUUCUUUCAGAAACAGAGGAUCCUCAGAUUCACAGGUUGGGCACAGUAGUAACUUGAGCUCCAACUCCGAUGCUCGCAAACCCCGAAGGAAAAGGAGGCCUAAAAAGAAAAAGCAGCAGAGGACUAUGAUUGCAAUCUGACUGACUGAGAACGCAUAAGCUUUAUCAUUGGCAUCUCGGGGACAAAGGAAGCAAUCCCUAUUCAAAUUUCUACAGUUUCUGUAUAUAGAAAUCUUUGGUGACUCGAAUUGAACUGUCUCGAAUUGCUUGAAUUUGUGUUCACCGGUCGACCGGCUGGACAACCACCCGGACGAUCGGAUGAAACACUUGUCUACCACGGUUGUCACCUUGUCGACUACGGCUGUCAACUUUUUUGCCGGUGAAAUUCGAGCCAUUCGAGACAAGUUUAAAUUCGAGAUACGUAGCAUUGUUGUUCUUUAUAUCAUGAAGCCUAUCAAAAUUAGUAAACAAUGUCAGUGUUUAUAACUUUUUUA
Camellia sinensis is the source of this 1550-nucleotide messenger RNA. Its product is annotated as rRNA-processing EFG1-like protein (DUF2361). The record is from RefSeq and is a predicted model, not a curated record. Lineage: Eukaryota; Viridiplantae; Streptophyta; Magnoliopsida; Ericales; Theaceae. Gene Ontology annotation, cellular component: preribosome, small subunit precursor; nucleolus. Gene Ontology annotation, biological process: maturation of SSU-rRNA from tricistronic rRNA transcript (SSU-rRNA, 5.8S rRNA, LSU-rRNA).